AUGAGCAUCAACCUUCUCAUCAUCGGUGUUCUAUUUCAAGUGCUCGCCACUCAACUGACGCUCGGACAGGGCAUUACUUGCCCGCCUGAAUUCAAGACGUACACACGUCUGAAUGGUAUAAAAUGGUGUAGCUUAGCGGCCCCAUUCUCCGUGAACUACAAUGAAGCCAAAAAGAAUUGCGAAGGGGCUGGAGGCAUGCUGACGGGAUUCGAUAACGCCGCUCAACGAAAGAUCGCAGCUGACAAUAGCGCCGAAUUUGGUAUAAAACGGGCGCCGAUUCGAUGGAAUGACAUACACUCAUCGACAAUGAGCAUCAACCUUCUCAUCAUCGGUGUUCUAUUUCAAGUGCUCGCCACUCAUCAGACGCUCCUUCCCAACAUGGAGGAGAAACUGGCGCUCGGAGAGGGGGGCAUUACUUGCCCGCCUGAUAUCAAGACGUACACACGUCUGAAUGGUGUGAAAUGGUGUAGCAUACCCGCCUACUGGCCCGUGAACUACGAUGAAGCCAAAAGCUGGUGCGAAGGGGCUGGAGGCACGUUGGCGGGAUUCGAUAACGCCGCUCAACGAAAGAUCGCAGCUGAUUACGCCAAGAAAAUUCUUAAGGAAUUAGGAAUGACUUCGGGCGCUUUUUGGAUCGGAGCAUACCGAAAGAAGGAGUGCCAAGUUUCGAAUUGGAAGAAAGUCAAGGCAUGUUUGCCGGCUGAGAAGAACUCGAUUGAAUGGAUCGACGGAAACACCACGUCGACCGACGGAUUCAACUUCCGCAAAGGACAGCCCGAUUAUAACAUGGGCAAUCAGAACGCCGUUUAUAUGGUUGUUGGUGAAGACGUUGUUGAUCGAUACGGAGUAUGGAAAAACGAGGAAAUGGAUGAUGUGCGGUAG
Messenger RNA from Caenorhabditis bovis, 882 nucleotides. The record is from the annotation of a GenBank genome assembly. NCBI's taxonomy places the organism in Eukaryota, Metazoa, Nematoda, Chromadorea, Rhabditida, Rhabditidae.